Messenger RNA from Notolabrus celidotus (New Zealand spotty), 1001 nucleotides. Its product is annotated as histone H2A.Z. The coding region runs from base 133 to 519 and encodes 128 amino acids. Gene Ontology annotation, cellular component: nucleosome. The record is from RefSeq and is a predicted model, not a curated record. Gene Ontology annotation, molecular function: DNA binding; protein heterodimerization activity; structural constituent of chromatin. Lineage: Eukaryota; Metazoa; Chordata; Actinopteri; Labriformes; Labridae. The transcript has 5 exons.
UUACCCGGAUGAAAGCUAAAUGUAUAUAAAGAACAAUUGCAGGCGGGGGUUGUAGUUUAAUCCAACUGUCGGUUCACGACUAGAAGAGAUUCAUUUUUGUGCUGCAGCGUCAGAAAUUAAGACAUUUUAAACAUGGCUGGUGGUAAGGCAGGAAAGGACUCAGGAAAGACCAAGACGAAAGCUAUUUCGCGCUCGCAGAGAGCCGGGCUCCAGUUCCCCGUGGGUCGUAUCCACAGACACCUUAAAUCCAGAACCACGAGCCACGGUAGAGUGGGAGCCACGGCAGCGGUGUACAGCGCGGCUAUCCUCGAGUACCUCACCGCCGAGGUCCUGGAGUUGGCAGGAAACGCUUCAAAGGAUCUGAAAGUGAAGCGUAUCACCCCCCGCCACUUGCAGCUGGCCAUCAGAGGAGAUGAAGAGCUGGAUUCACUCAUCAAGGCAACCAUUGCUGGAGGAGGUGUGAUCCCUCACAUCCACAAGUCUCUGAUCGGAAAGAAGGGCCAGCAGAAGACCGUAUAACUUGAAGUGCUCUGAAAGUCUGCAUCAAGCGGUUCAAUGUCUUAGAGUAGAACACCUUUUUAGGAAUUGUUUGUAUGGUUGAGCUUGCAUUUACUCACCUGGGGUAUUUUUUAAAAGUGGCUUCAGAGAAGCUCAUUUUUUGUGUUAUGGGUUUUUUUUUCUGGUGCUGCAGUUUUUGUGUUCAAACUUGCUUUCGUGGCGUCCAUGUUUAAAGUGAUGUUUUAAUAAAGCUCUCGUUGGGCAUCUUCUGUUUGUUUCAGAUUUGUUAUGUUUAUUAUUUCUACACUGUGGUUGUUUCACUGAACACUGGUGUGGGAGUACGCGUUUACCUGUGAUGUUCAAAGACCACAGCCUGCAUGUGGGCAGAGUUUCAGUCUCAUUAAGCUGCAUGAGCAUGUUAUGAGUUCCCACUGGACUGAGAUGAAAUAACACGACUGUCAUUUUUUGAAGGACUAAUAAAGACUGGACUUGUGCAGCCAGAA